Dufourea novaeangliae is the source of this 6592-nucleotide messenger RNA. Its product is annotated as protein stoned-B-like. Gene Ontology annotation, cellular component: AP-2 adaptor complex; synaptic vesicle. Gene Ontology annotation, molecular function: clathrin-cargo adaptor activity. The transcript has 13 exons. NCBI's taxonomy places the organism in Eukaryota, Metazoa, Arthropoda, Insecta, Hymenoptera, Halictidae. The record is from RefSeq and is a predicted model, not a curated record. The coding region runs from base 139 to 6477 and encodes 2112 amino acids. Gene Ontology annotation, biological process: intracellular protein transport; synaptic vesicle endocytosis; clathrin-dependent endocytosis.
AGGUCCCGGCAUUCAUCGAACCGAACACUUCGGGGGUUUUGAUCGUCGCGGGGAUGACCCGAAAAAAAUGUGCGUCGUACCGAUGUGGCUGACGAGGCUGGAAUCAGGCCUCGCGCGAUCCACUGUAGCUGUUAGAGGAUGCACAAGCUAGCCAAGGGCCUGAAGAAGAAGAAAAAGCAGAAGAAAGGCAAGAAGGGGGCAGAGGACGACGAGUUCGACCCGGAGGAGCUCGAGCGUUAUAGGCGGGAGCGGGCGGAGGCCCAGCAGAAGGCCGAGGAAUCCGGCGAGCAGGCCAGCAACGCCGGUUCAGACGAGUGGAAGAAGUUCGAGGCGUUAACAGCCGGUGUCGAUUCGAUCUUAAAGAAGACACAGGGCGAUCUAGAUCGAAUCAAAUCGACCUCGUUCUUCCAACGGAAACCGCCGUUAGACGAGAAGACGAACAAGAAACAGGAGGCUGACGAGGGUGAGAGCCAAGAGGAUCAGGGCAAGAAAGGCUCGAAGAAGUGGGUCGGUUUCGACGAGGAGGGUAAUCCCAUCGAAGAAGAGCCGCCCGAUUUCGAGGGGAAGAAAAAAGAGGAGAAACCGUUGGUGAACGAGGACGGUUUCGUCGACGUGCCAGAAGACAACGAUGACCACGAGGACUCGGUCGACGAGGACAUCUUCGACACCACAUACGUGGACGUUCUUCAAAACAUCGACGUUCAACUAGCUUACAUACCGGACAGUCCUACGGAAGAGGAGACCGGUGACGAUCCGUUCGACACCACAAACGCGGACAAGGUACUAAAGACAGUCGACAAGAAAGGUAACAAGUUAGUCAGUCUAGGGAACGCGGUCGAGGUACUCUCGGGACGGAUCGAUUACGUCAGUUCCUGCAAGAUCACCAAAGGCAGACGACCUAGGGUUCAACAAGACCUAUUGUUAGAUGACUUCGAAGAGCCUGAAUUACCAGCCGAGGCAAUCGCGAACGCUGAACCCGUUCAAGUAGAGAAGACCUUGCUGGAUGAUGACAGCGAUCUUCCGGAUAUUCCAAUCGAUCUAACGAAACUUCCGCCCGUUCUACCCAGACCGGUCAGUCCAGCAGCCACUCAAGAGACCGCUGCGGAGACCAAACAAUCGAACGAGCUUGAUAUCUCCGAGUUCGAGAUACUGAAAGAGAAAAAUAUCCUAGAGGAGAUUCCCGACUUGGACGACGCCGAGUUCGAUCUAUCGACCGCGCCCGAUGAACCGGUACGUCUCGAGGAGGCCGAGGAUCCGUUUGGCACCAAAGAACCGGAAGCUCUAGACUUCCAGUCGGAGAUCGUCGAGGCAAGCUUCGAGGCUGCGACCUUCGUCGACGAAGAGGAUCCGUUCGACACCACCUUCGCCGAGAAUAUUCUCCCGGGUAAGACAGAGCUGAAAUUCAUCGAGAAGGAGCUAGAAGAACUCCCAGUCUCGGAGGUGACGAUAUCCCUUACCGAUCCUGCUGGCCUGCACAGAGAUUACGAGACAGGCUUGCUGACCCAGAAGCAUGACGGUAGCUUCAAAGAGAAGAAGGAUCUUCUAGGUGGAUCGACCACCGAUUUAAGCCAGCUGGUAGACCAACCGAUAGCACCGGUCGAGGACAUCACUUACGUCGACCCGUUCGACACCUCGACGGUCCACGAAAUCCCACCUGGACAGACAGAAUUGAAGUUUCUCGAGGAGGAGUUGCUCGGGGAUCAGACGAAGCAAUCGAACUCGUUGGAGGACGACGACUUUGAUCCCAGAAAAGAGGAACAAUCGACGUCGCCAAUUCAACCGAUUCUCUCGACGGCUCCACCGAGACCGCCGGUACCAAGUGCUCAGCCAACUUUCGCGGUUGAAUUCGAAGUAGAGGAACAGGAAGCCAGCGUCGAGGAUCACGCACGGAGAACUUCGCGACCGGAAGCCCUCGAGUUAGCACCCACGAGGGCGGUUGCCUUUGAGCUACCGACACCGUCCAACAGGCCAGACCUCCUAACCACCACCGAGGAAGAAAAGACUCUCCCCUCGAAACCUCUGACACCGUACUAUUCCCAGAAUUCCAUCGAGGGAUCGUUGUUGACCAAGGAGGACGUCAAUCGGUCGAAACCACUGACACCUUAUUAUUCCCAGAAGUCCAUCGAGGAGGAGGAAGUCGAUGUCGAUCCGUUCGACACGAGCUUCGUGGCGAAGGUAGCUCCCGGUAAGACGGAACUGAAGCUGAUCGAGUCUGAACUACUCAAUCAGGAGUCGAAGUUGCCCCACAGUUUGAGCGACCACGACUUCGACCCAAGAGCCGUGAACGAGCCCGCCAGAAGGCAAAGUGACUUCACGGCCGCCACUGUCCGACCCAGGGACUUGAAGAUCAACGAGAUACAGAGUACCGUGUUGCAGAAGUUCGCGGAAAAACCACGGAUACUGGCCAAAAGGCAAGAGAGUCUGCUGGACGCUGAGAUCGAAGUGGACGCCAAGCCUCUGACCCCGAGGAUCGAAUCGAAACCGAUCGAAGAGGAGAUCUCGUACGAAGAUCCGUUCGACACCUCCAUAGCAACGAAUAUCCUGCCUGGUAAAGCGGAACUGAAGAUUCUAGAGAGCGAACUACAACAGAUCUCCGGAGUAGUACCGGUCAGACCAGCCCCCAUCGAUUUGACAACAAUAGUAGCGUCCACGGUUUCGGAAAUCGACGACUUCGAUCCCAGAGCAGAGGAGAGGAAGGAAUCCCAGGAUUUUUUGUGCAUCGACGAUCAAGACACAGGCGCAAAGGUUCUGACACCGUUGCAGAACGAAAGUCCCGCGUUCGGGGAGGACGUGGACCCAUUCGACACCAGUGGAAACCCGUUCCUGAUGGACGAUUACGGGGCGGAGGAGACGGACGGACAGGCCGGCCAACAGACCUCCAAUCCGUUUCUCCAGGACUUCGCGACGGACACAGGAACCACUGGGGAGAAUCCGUUUUUGAACUUUGCCGCGGAUCAAUCCUACCAGCCGCCGAUCAGCGUCGACUCGACGAACCCGUUCGCCUCGUUCGGCGUGGACACGUCCGCAGCGAGCACGGGUUUCGAUACGACCGCCACCACAGCCGCGACCGAUACACCAGCGACCGAUAUAUUCACUAGCCAAACCAGCAACAUUUUCGCGACGACCACGACAAUGAUGGCCGAGUCGUCGACGGAUUUGUUCGAUACGGCAGAUGAGACGUCGCAGUCGCCCGAGGAUAUGUUCGGGAAACCCGCUGCGCCGGAAGUGGAGCCACCAACACCACCGCAAGCGGCGGCAGCACCAGCGUUACAACCGAAGAACGGAAGACCAGCGCCAUCUAGACCACCGCCGCCGAGGCCGCAACCGCCGGCGCCCCCGAAAAACACCAAGGAUCUGAUCCUGUCCGUGACAGGGGCCAUGGACGCGACCUCCAAUCAUCUCCUGGACCGGUUGCAGGCUACCAGAACACCCAGCCCAACAUUGUUGCACUCGCCAUCCCCGACACCGGAGCACAGUUUCGCCGACCUGUUGGACGUGGACUCGAACGUUCCGGAUCUGAUGUCGGACGACAGUAAACCCGGCCCGAUGGAACCGUCGACGAACCAGGAUAUCUUGGACCUGUUCGACGCGCCCAACACCGACACGACAACCACCACAAUCUUCUCCAUUUCUAUGACCACCGGCGACACGACUAGCCUGGUCACCGGGACAGCUUUGACCACAACGACCAUCGGGCAGGACAACCCAUUCGCCAGUAUGACGGACGACGAAUCGUCCAUUGCUCCGACGGAAGACGCAUUCGCGUCGGACUACGCGGAGACAGCGUCCAUCAGCAGCGAGAAAAGGCCCUCUGUCGUGUCGACGACAUGCGUUGUCGGCAGCGACACAGACGACAAGACUGUCACUGGCGUAGACUUCGCAGCUGAGACUCCAGUGGUCAGCGAGUACCAACCUUCCAUGACCAGCGCCGAAUUAUUCUCGACGGAUCAGAUUGUGACGGCUACAUCCGAUUCCACGUUCUUUUCCGUCACGGAGACGACCACCGCGGCUCCGUUUGGUGUCCCAGAAACAGCAAGUCCUCCAUUCUCAGCCACCCCAGCGCAACCACCGCCCACCCCAGCCCUGUUCGACACCGCUGAGACCGCUGUCCCAUCGUCUCUACCUGGCGGUCCGUUCGCCUCCGAUUUACUGGGUGACUUCGGGGGACCUGGCGAAGACGCCACCGUUCCAACUAGUCCACUCCCAGCCGCGGAAUUCCCCGCCAGUGGGAUGUACAAACCGGACGAGCAGUUGGAUAAUUUCGCGGCUACCGCCAAGACGAUCGAGAGCAGCGGCGAUGCUUUCGAUAUUUUCGCGUCCAAGUUCAAUAAGGCGGCCGAGCCGGACGCUAAUACUGAUCCGUUUUUGGACGCUUUUGGGGGUGGGCCCACCGCCAUGGACACGUCCAGCGACGUUUGGGGCGAUUCCUCCGCGACUGGAUCAGAAACAGCAGUGACCGGUUUCGGGGAGGCGGAUGGAUUCGACUCGUUCCUCAGCAUGACCGCCCCGCCACAAGAGACCAAAGUGAAGAGAUCCGACUCAGCGGAGUCCGACGAGGGUCCAGACUUCAGUGUCUUUAUCAAACCGAAAGAAGGAGACCAGUCUAUGGGCAUCGAGGGUGGAACUGUCCCCGUGUUGGCCCCACCGCCAAAGAGCCCUCAGAACUCAGCGUACGCGGAUUCCUCGCCACGAUUCAACCCGUUCGACAAAUCUGGAUUCGCUCAGGACGCUGUCUUGCCUACGGAAACCACUCCGACCGCGGAACUGACCAGGACCGAUUCUCAGGAAACACCACCCACACCCCUGUUCGAUGAGGACAUGAGUCAACCGUUGGAGGAUUUCCCGAGGGUGACCUACACAGGCGACGGAUGGGAGAUGCAGUUGCGUCAACCGAACAAGAAGAAGGUGAUCACGGCUCAGCGAUUCUGGAAGAAGACCUUCGUCAGGGUGGUCUACCAAGGCGACAAUCCUGUCCUCCAACUGUUCAACAACAAAGACGACAAGGACCCGUUCCAGGAGCUACCUCUGCUGCCCUGCUACUCGGUCUCCGACAUCGGGGCCCAGCAGUUCGAUCAGUACGGCAAGAUCUUCACGUUGAAGUUACAAUAUAUCUUCUACAAGGAACGUCCAGGUGUCAGACCCGGUCAGGUGACAAAAGCGGAGAGACUUACGAACAAGCUCAGCCAGUUCGCCGCGUACGCCAUUCAGGGUGAUUAUCAGGGGGUGAAAGAGUUUGGUAGCGAUCUGAAGAAGUUAGGUCUUCCUGUUGAACACGCGCCACAGAUCUCGUACCUGUUCAAGCUAGGCUCGCAGAAUUACGAAGACAUGAAACAGUUGUCCUACGCGAUCGAGGAGGCUCUGUUCAGACUGCCCGCCCAUCGGGACCGUGCGCUCAGUUACAAGAUGGAAGAGGUCCAGAUAACGGUGGUAGACGAGCUCUAUGUCGAGCAGAAUUUCGAGGGUCACGUGGAGAAGCAGAUCGCGCGGGUUCGAUUGUUCUUCUUGGGUUUCCUAACAGGAAUGCCCGACGUCGAGCUUGGAAUAAACGACAUGUGGAGGCAGGGGAAGGAAGUGGUGGGCAGGCACGAUAUCAUUCGAGUGGUGACCGAGGAAUGGAUUCGUCUGGAGAACGUGGAGUUUCACACCUGCGUCCAACAGGACGAAUACGAAAAGACUAGGAUCAUAAAGUUCAAGCCGCCCGAUGCAUGCUAUAUCGAACUGAUGCGAUUCCGUGUCAGACCGCCUAAAAACAGGGAGCUUCCCCUGCAGCUUAAAGCUGUAAUGUGCGUUACCGGUAACAAGGUAGAGCUGAGAGCGGACAUUCUGGUGCCAGGAUUCGCGUCGCGGAAACUGGGCCAAGUGCCAUGCGAGGACGUGAUGGUCCGGUUCCCGAUCCCCGAGUGCUGGAUCUACCUGUUCAGGGUCGAGAAACACUUCAGGUACGGCUCGGUGAAGUCCGCCCACAGGAGAACCGGGAAGAUCAAGGGUAUAGAGAGAUUCCUCGGGGCUGUCGACACCCUGGAACCGCAGCUGAUGGAGGUCACAUCGGGACAAGCGAAAUACGAGCAUCAACAUCGUGCUAUCGUUUGGAGGAUGCCCAGGUUACCGAAACAAGGCCAAGGUGCGUACACAACGCAUCAACUGGUCUGCCGUAUGGCUCUGACCUCCUACGAUCAGAUCCCCGAGAAUCUCUCGGAGUACUGUUACGUCGAGUUCACGAUGCCGGCUACCCAAGUGUCUCACACGACCGCGAGGAGCGUCAGCCUUCAGAACAGCGACAGUGACAAUCCACCGGAGAAAUACGUGAAGAACCUAUCGCGGCAUGAGUACAGAGUCGGUAUCGAGCACACGCAGGGCGACGGGCCGGGCGCUUACGUGUCGGCGACGAUCGCCAAGAAGCUUCCAGAAUCGACGCCAGAGGUCCAGAGCGAGGCGUCCGACGCGCCCGCCGAUUCCGAUUCCGAUUCCACCGAGUAAAUGUCGUGGACCGCGUCAGGUAACGUAUCGACGCUGAUGAAACGCGCGAGCGGUGAACAGUUACUUGCUAAUAUACAUAUAUACAUAAUAUACAUAUAUAGUCGUUGAAACGAGG